GAUCAAUUCCCCACCCCUUUUCUUAAGCGGCUCCGGAGUGAGAACUAAGGAUUAGGUUCAGCUUAAUUUUAACCGAGGUUUAGCACCCCUUCAGCGCUAUUCCGUACGCUUCGGAAGUUAAUAUUUCUUUCUUCUCCAUGUCGUGGAUCAUGGAAUGCAGAUUGAUUGGUCUCCAUCGCGCAUCAGAUCAGUAAUAAAGGCUUACGGCUUACGCCAAGAGACUACGAGAAUGACAACCGAAGCACAAGUUGCUGGGAUUGAUGAGAAGAUAUGCUAUUAGGGAGUAUGGAUAAUGAAGCCCGACCGGUUCGAGUGUCACGGCCACGUAGAUCAAUAACCGCAUUCUUCCUGUUCGUGCCUCGUAAUAAGCAUGGCGACGGCCGCUAUGAGUGACUGUCGGUCCAGAGGCAUGUAUAUAAGAAGCAACUAGUUUGUAACAUCUGGUGAAUGGAAUGAUGCAAUAUCUUUGCGACAUUUUUUUUCAUCCAUUCCCGCAGGAUGUUGAAUUCUUCAUUCAAAUAGCAGUGGCACUAUUGAGAUUAUUCUUUGCUACAGGAAAGCCAAGUGUUAGAACAGUUUAGAAAAUAUCAUGGAGGGUGCGGCGCAUGGUUUCUCUGAGCAUGAGGGCCAUUCUAAGAGGAAUGGAACAGUCGAAACAGAUUUCUUGGUGAUCGGAGCAGGGCCCGCCGGGGCAGCGUUGGCGUGCUUUCUCAGUGCUUAUGGAUGCAAGGGCAUUAUGGUCAGUUCCGCUCCCGGAACAGCUGAUACUCCAAGGGCACACAUCACGAACAUGGCCACUCUCGAAUGCCUCCGAGAUAUUGGCCUAGACCAAGAGGCGACCAAGGUAGCAGUCAAGAACCACAUGUGUAUGCUCCACAACAGAUGGUGUCAUAGCAUGGCUGGUGAAGAAUAUGCGCGAAUAUAUUCCUGGGGCAACGAUCCGAAAAGAAAGGGCGAGUAUGAGAUGGCAAGCCCUUGUAGGCCAAUUGACCUCCCACAAACAUUGCUGGAGCCAAUCCUCAUCCGUCACGCCACCUCGAAGGGCUUCAAGGUACGAUUUGAUACGAAGUUGUUGUCCUUUGUUGAGAACGAGGAAGCUAGCCUCAUUACUGCAACAGUGCAAGAUAAGGUAUCCAAGCAGGAAUAUCAAAUUCAUUCCAAGUACUUGUUUGGAGCAGAUGGCGCUCGUAGCCAGGUUGUGAAGCAGCUCAAUCUCCCCUUGAAAGUCAAACCUGGCCAGGGGCUCGCGAUUAAUGUGUUGGUUAAAGCCGACCUCUCCCAUCUGCUAGAGCAUAGAAAUGGAAAUCUUCAUUGGGUGAUGCAGCCUGAUUGCGCACACCCAGAUUUUGGCUGGAUGGGCGUUGUACGCAUGGUAAAGCCAUGGAACGAAUGGCUGUUCAUCCUUUUUACGAGCCCCAAUUGCGACCCUGAUAUAAAUCCAACAAAAGAACAGUACAUGCAACGAGUACGGGAGUUCAUUGGCGACGACACGCCAGCAGAGAUCAUUGAUGUGUCCAAGUGGUUUAUUAAUGAGACCGUAGCCGAGAAAUACUCCCACGGGAACGUAUUUUGUCUGGGUGAUGCUGUCCAUCGCCACCCACCUUUCAAUGGGCUGGGGUCAAACACCGGUAUCCAAGAUGCUUUCAACCUAGCUUGGAAAAUUGCCUAUGUGCACAAGGGCCUUGCAUCACCCUCCCUGCUCGACAGUUACUCGGUAGAGAGGCAGCCUGUUGGUGAAUCCGUCAUAACCCGCGCCAACGACGCAUUCCGUGAACAUUUUCGUGUUUGGGGCGCACUGGGUACGCUUCCCGACGAGGUAGAGAUUAGAAGACAGGUACUCAAGCGAUUGUCAAGCGCAGGUCCAGAAGGGAGUAAAGCUCGCCGUGAGUUCCAAGAAGCAAUCAACUACACUUGUCACGAAUUCCAUGGUUUGGGAAUCGAGAUGGGCCAGCAUUAUACAGGGUCAGCGAUCUAUGACGCCGACGAGCCGCACCCAUAUCGGAAAACUGGCCGUGCAGCGGAUGACGAAAUUCUCUAUCACGAACCCAGCACAUAUCCUGGUUGUCGCCUGCCUCACGCCUGGCUUAACAGUGCUAUUCCAGGAAAGCCCAUAUCUACCAUAGAUCUGGCUGGGCAUCGUGCAUUUGCCCUCUUCACCGGAAUUGGAGGCGAUUUCUGGAAACUAGCAUCAGAGAAGGUCUCUCAGAAUUUGAAUGUCCCAGUGAAUGCAUACUCAGUUGGGUUCAGAGCGGACUGGGAGGAUGUGUACUUUGAGUGGGAGAAACUGAGAGGAGUUGAGGAAUCAGGUGCUGUCCUUGUGCGCCCUGAUCGAUUUGUGGCUUGGAGAGCAAAUAAGAGCAUGGCUAACAUUGAUGAGUGUGAGGCUAAAUUGAUGGACGUGAUGAGGUCUAUUCUCGGAUAUUAGAUAGUUCCGGUUUUACACUGGAUGACACAAUAGAUAGUCUAGAAAAUAGGACGAAUCUGAACUGAGAAGAAACAUAAUGUUGACAUUUGAGAAGUAUUUCCAGA
Molecule: messenger RNA, 2529 nt
Organism: Blastomyces dermatitidis ER-3
Lineage: Eukaryota; Fungi; Ascomycota; Eurotiomycetes; Onygenales; Ajellomycetaceae
Product: FAD binding domain-containing protein
Exons: 4
Coding region: 590-2425 (611 amino acids)
Molecular function (GO): FAD binding
Source: RefSeq, a predicted model, not a curated record